AUGUCGAAGGACGCCGCCGGGGGCGAGUCUGCCGGAGAGUUGUUGCUCCGCGCGGCAGCGAUGGUGCCCGCAGAGCGCUACGUCCUCACGGCUCUCGCCAUCGUGUUGGCCAUCCUCUACCGCUUCCUUGAGCUCCAUCUCAUCAGCGACAUCCUCCACGGCUUCCGAGGCCAGUGCGUCAAGCUCACCUUCCGGGACUCUCUCACUGAUCGAUACCAUCUUAUUAUCGCCUACAAGUGUCCCUCCCUCCAUGGCAGGUAUAUAGCCACGCCGUGGCUUGCGAGCCCACAUUUGCAGACACUGUUUGUGAGCAUAUUCGGAAUACCGCCUUCAUUCACAUACAAGAGAGAGUUGUACACAGCUCGCGAUGGUGGAACCAUUGCUUUGGAUUGGCUGCUGGCUUCUGAUUCGGAAGAUAUAGAUGGUUGCAUUUAUAACGAUGCUUCAACACCCCUUGCAGUUGUGCUUCCUGGACAAAAUAGUGAUUCUGCUUCUGCUUAUAUGAAACACUUAGUUUAUUCCAUGGCAAAUAAAGGGUGGAAUGUGGUUGUAAGCAACCACAGGGGUCUUGGUGGCGUGCCCAUUACUUCAGAUUGCUUGUACAAUGGUGGAUGGACAGAAGAUAUCCGUGAAGUCAUUAAGUACCUGCAUCUCAAAUACCCAAACACUCCACUGUUCUGUGUUGGUACGUGCCAAUAUUCUGGUGAAGAAGGUGAAAAUACUUCAGUGGCUGGUGCAGUGUCUAUUUGCUCUCCAUGGGAUCCGGUGGUUUGUGAUAGAUUUAUUUGCCGCAACCUUGUGCAACGAUGUUAUGACAGAGCCCUUACUAUGUCUGAAAGGCUAUGCAAAAUUGUAAGUAUCCAUUCCCCUUCCUCACGUUGGUGCUAUAUUGAUGUGAUUCUAAUUACUUGAUUGUCAAUUGUUAUGUGCCAUACA
Setaria italica (foxtail millet) is the source of this 936-nucleotide messenger RNA. RefSeq names its product embryogenesis-associated protein EMB8-like. Lineage: Eukaryota; Viridiplantae; Streptophyta; Magnoliopsida; Poales; Poaceae. The record is from RefSeq and is a predicted model, not a curated record. The transcript has 9 exons. The coding region runs from base 1 to 912 and encodes 303 amino acids. Gene Ontology annotation, molecular function: monoacylglycerol lipase activity; short-chain carboxylesterase activity.